CACCACGCCUGCGCAAAGAAAUACAAGAUGGCGGAGAGUGCGGAACUGAAGCAAAUGGUGAUGAGCCUGCGGGUGUCGGAGCUGCAGGUGCUGCUGGGCUAUGCUGGGCGCAACAAGCACGGACGCAAACAUGAGCUGCUUACCAAGGCACUGCAUCUGCUGAAGGCUGGCUGCAGCCCCGCCGUGCACAUGAAGAUCAAAGAGCUGUACCGACGACGCUUUCCAGCCAAAAUGGUAUCCCACUCAGAGCUGGCGUUGCCCGGACCACACCACCCAGCCACAGCUGGAGUGGUCGGAGGAGGGGGCGCCGCGCUUCCCGCAGGCCUGACACAGCUGGCGUAUGAGGGUCAUGCUGGUCACGGCGGAGCCCCAUCGCCUGCUGCCUUACUGCCCCUCUCACUGCUCGGCCCUGGGAAACAUGAGCUGACUGGGCUGACACACCACCUGCCCACCUCAGCCACGCUGCAUCCGGUCCACCCAGAUGUCAAGCUCCAGAGGCUCCCUUUCUAUGACAUGCUGGACGAACUCAUCAAGCCCACCAGUCUAGCUUCAGACAACAGCCAGCGGUUUCAGGAGACAUGUUUCGCCUUUGCAUUAACACCACAGCAAGUCCAGCAGAUCAGCAGCUCAAUGGACAUCUCGGGGACCAAAUGUGACUUCUCAGUUCAAGUCCAGUUGCGGUUUUGCCUGUCAGAGACAAGCUGUCCUCAGGAAGACCAUUUCCCACCCAAUCUGUGUGUGAAAGUCAACGGGAAGCCAUGUAACCUGCCGGGUUAUCUUCCUCCAACCAAAAACGGUGUAGAGCCCAAGCGGCCCAGCCGGCCCAUCAACAUUACCUCACUGGUCAGGUUGUCCACCACAGUCCCCAAUACCAUUGUGGUGUCGUGGACCGCUGAGAUUGGAAGGAGUUACUCCAUGGCAGUGUACCUGGUGAAGCAGCAGUCGUCCACAGUGUUGUUACAGAGACUACGGGCAAAAGGCAUCAGAAACCCAGACCACUCCAGGGCACUCAUCAAAGAGAAGCUAACAGCAGACCCAGACAGCGAAAUAGCCACGACCAGCCUUCGAGUGUCGCUGCUCUGCCCGCUGGGGAAGAUGCGGCUGAUGAUCCCAUGCCGGGCACUGACAUGCUCGCACCUGCAGUGCUUUGAUGCUACACUCUACAUCCAGAUGAAUGAGAAGAAGCCCACCUGGGUUUGUCCUGUCUGUGACAAGAAGGCCCCCUAUGAACACCUCAUCAUCGACGGGCUUUUCGUGGAGAUCCUCAACAGCUGCAUGGACUGUGAUGAGAUCCAGUUUAAGGAGGAUGGCAGCUGGGCCCCCAUGAGGUCUAAAAAGGAAGUGCAGGAGGUUUCCUCUGCUUCCUAUAACAACGGGCUGGAUGGUUCGUGUCGGACGUCCACAGGCUCAGAUCAGCGGAGCUCCUCGUCGUCCAGCCACGGUGGUGGCGACAGCAGCAACAGCAAGAAAGUGGAGGUGAUCGACUUGACGCUGGACAGCUCCUCGGACGACGAAGGGCAGGACUCACCGCCCCCGCCGCUGCCACCACUGCCUCCCCCAGCCAAAAGAGCGUGUCCCUCCAUGUCCCCGACCUCGCCACCUAUCAUCAACAAAGGAGUGUUGAACCUGCACCACCAGGCCUCUCCUGUGAGCCGUACUCCCAGCAUGCCAGCGAUGGACACCAGCUACAUCCCUCCUGUCCCUCCACUUAUCCAAGACUACAGACCCUACUACCACACCCCCAAUGACCUGUCAGAACUGAACUUCUUCUCUUUUCUUCAAGGCGACAAUCAUCAGCAUUACAACAUGGUGAUGGCAGCGGCAGCCGCUGCCUCAGCCUCAGACGACCAUGAGCUGCUGCUCAACCGCUUCCUGCCCUACAGCACCACCUCCUCCUCUGCCUCCCAGCUGUUCCUUGACCAGUCAGGAGCUUCGUCGGCCGCUUCACUGACCGCGCCGACCAACGGGGCGAGCAGCUCAGGCAGCAGCAGCAGUCUGGUCUCGUCCGGCAGCCUCCGCGACACUCACUCGACACACUCGUCUUCACACUCGGGCUCACACUCGUCACACGCGCACCCCGGAGUGGUGGCCAGCCGGAGCAGCACUGAAGCAGCAGUGGCAGCUAUUUAUGGGGGGAUACCUGACGUUAUAUCGUUGGACUGACUCAAGAAGAGUCGAGACUGUUCUUUGGGUCCAGCUACGAUCCAGUAACGAACCCAAUCACAAACUUGUCUGACUGCAGGGUAAAGUUUUGAUCCAGAAACUAGACUGGCCCCAGGUCAUUGAACUCCAAACAUUUGUGGAGUCAUAAUGACAAGACUGCCUCGAGAAGAGUGUUAAUAUUAUGAGAGGUUAACAGGCCUGAGGGUUCUCUUCACUCAACUGACCUGAGGACAGUACAGAGUCAUCACUGAAAAAAGGGGUCAGCAGUGGACAUCGUGUUGGUAGAGGACUGACUUCAGAUCAGAAACCUGUCCAGCGUGUGAACCCACGUCACUGCUACAGUGGUACCAACCUGGCACAAAUAGCAAAGACAUUACCUAAGCAAAAACACAAAGGAGGACGGCUCUUUUUUUUUUUUUUAACAAAAACGAGGAGUGGCACCAUGUACAGAGAACAAAAUAUAUUUUCCUCUUUUACUUUUGUAUGUUAAAUCAGAACAUUUUCAGUCUAGUGAGCUGCUUCUAUCGCUGUUUUAAAAUUGACGACUGAGGGUUCUGUUUUUUUGUUUUUCUCAACAAAAGCUUAUACAUAUGCCUGUUGCCAUGUGGUUUUCUUUUUCCUCUCUUUUAGCUCUAUCCUGUUUAAAUUUUCCAUUUGCAUUUCUCCAGUAUAAACUUCAAUCCUCUGUCCCUCUUCUCUUUUCUCUCUCGCUUGAGCUCAUUUUUUAAUUCAUGGUGUUUUAUUUCUCUAUCCAGUGACAAUAACUUCUCAGAUGCUGAAUUUUACAGUUUAGUCAUGUACUAAUAAUUUUAUUAUGCUUUUAAGUUAUGUAUGAUAUUUAAACAGUUAUAAAUAUAUAUAUAUAUAAAUAAAUAUAUAUAUAUAUAUAUAUGCAUUCCCUUUGACCUUCAGGUUAAUGCUGUGGGGAGUGUGUAGAUGAAAAUUAGCCAUUUCUGGUUUUUCAUUUUUCACUCCUUGAUUUCCAGCUCCUUUUUAAGACUCUGGCAGCGUACAGCAUUUAGAGAUGGAGUCUUUUAGACUAUUUAUACCUUUGCCAGUUUCAAGUUUUGAGCUGGAAGAGUUCUUUUGCUUUUUUGGUUUGUUUGUUUUCUUUUUUUUUUUUGCACAAUGCCAAAAAAUAAUAUAUGGUACCUAUGAAAAUGAUCACAGUAAUCAGUGUGUUUUCAGUCAAAUGUCCAGCUCGCGGUUGUUCAGACACUUUGCUGUGUCCUUUUGUCUCUUGUCUUAGUUUCAUCUCUUUUUUUCUCCUUUUUUUCUUGACUGUUAAAAAGUAAAUGUGAUGGAGGUCAAAUUGUUAAAACAGCGUCAGGCUUUUUAAAGAGACAGGCGUCCUUGACAUGUGCCACAGCUCCACUGGGGGCGAGUGACCCAAGUUUUCAACUAGUGCCUGUUUGUGUGCAUGCUUCACAGCGUGUUUGGGAUAGUUUAGGAUAGAUGAGUUUUCAAAAAGAAUGUCUUAAAUGGUCACACCACAACCUCUGGCCCAUCUCUGUCUGAGGAGUUUUGUGAGGAUUUGACUGAUAUCUUUAUCUGUCUGGGGAGUUAUCUUUGGGAGAGACUGUUGUGGAAGAGCAUGGAAUAGUGUGAGCAGGCUGUUCAGUGCCACUGUGAAAGUGGGUGAUCUGAGCAUGCCAGGUUCAACUGGGCACAGAGCCAGGUGGUUUAAAAAUACAUGACCUGUCUGGAAUUCUAGGAGAUAGUUGGCGUACGAUGGUGGAAAUGUCAAAGCGAGGCAGAGGUUUCAGGAUACCCUUGAUGUUGUUGCCAUUCAGCUGGAAACGCAGUGUUUGCUCAUGAAUGUAUUGUACAAUUUUAAGAGUGGACUCACUUCUUGUUCUUUGCCUCUAUUACAUUAUCCCUCAGUCUGUUCACAGUACUGGUGACACGAAGUAGCCCCGGUACACCUCCUGCCCCGUCAACCCCCCGUCCCUCCUCCAGGCUGUGUGUCCUUGAAACUUUCCCAGAGUCCCCUCUUAUCAGUCUUUCCACGAUCUUCCACUUUCCUGGCUUCCAAGACAGGCAGCUCACUUCAAAGCUUAAUUAUCCCCGCCACAAUGAGAUAAUCACCUCUGACAGCAACCCCCUUCACCUAAUAUCUCCUGUCCUGUCCUCCAGCAACUAACUGGGAGACAACCUAAAAUGACCCCCCAGUUCUCCUUCCCUCCCUCCUCUUGGCAUCUUUAACUUUAUCCCCUGUUCUCCUCAUGGGAACCAACCCCGGCUCUCAAACUGACUCAAUCAUUUGCCGGAACAAGUCUUGUGUAUUUCCUUGUGUUGUGCAGUAUUUUAUUUAUUUUGUAUUCUUAUUUCUAUAUAUUAUAUUUUUACAAAUUGUUCGAUUUCCACAAGUGAGUGUGUGAGUCAGCUGUUGUGACAUGGUUUUAUUUAAUAUGCGUUUUAUUAUUCUAUGCCAGCAGCGCUAUUUUUCAAAAAAGGUAUUGUUUAGUUGUUCGUCAUGGAAAUAUCAGUGUGUAUUGUCUUGGGAGCUGACUUAACACGUAAUAGUAAGGGCACGAAACACAUGCUUAAUUAAUACAUGUGUGACUCACAAUGAUAUAAUGUGUGAAUUAAUUCAGCAUGUAUUAUGAAUUCCUUUCACCCACCAUCAAGGAAUGAUUGAGUCACUGCAAAUUUAUGUGAUUAAUCAACACUUCAUGGAUCAUCAGUUAAUGAUUAACUCACACUUACAACAUAUAUUCAUUUAUAUGCCACCAAAUUAGCAAGAAUCCAGUAUAGAAAGAGCAGUUCUAGUUCUUAAAGGAACAUGAGGCUGUUUUUUAGUAAACUGGUAGUCGGAUGCAAACAUGAACAUGUUGCUGCAUGAUCCAACAGUCAACGGAAAUAAUCUGCAUGCUCACCGUCCUGAAUAGGUAUGGUGAUGGUGCUCGUUUGGUGGGGAGCAGAAAAGUUCAAAGACGAGGAAAGAGCCAGGGCACUCCUCUAGCAAAAACCUAAAAAGCUUUAUUCAGAGGGCUUUUUUCAUCGUGAAAUUCUUAAAAACAUAAACUACAUAAAAACAUAAACUAUACAGCUGAGUAACAACCCAUGAGUAGCAGCACAAACAGCCUUCAUCAGGAUGUAGCUCCCAGCACAUAGUUUCCCAUGUAGUAGAUACACGGUAACACCUGAGCAGAAAACAAAUGAAUUCAUGGGUGAGAAAUACAAAGUAUAACCAUUCGUGGUCCCCUGGGGGUGAACUAUGGUGAUCCCCUACUAGCAUGGCUGGAAACUCUGCAGUCUCUCUCACUUCACAACAUAAACAACAGUCUCUUUCAACUUCUUUCAAUGGCAAAAACAAAAUUAUAUUGUUAAAAUUAGGAAAAAAAAUCACCUGCUAGCUUGUAAAUGUGACAAAUAGAAAGACUAGUGGGUCAUGCAGCAACAUGCAGAUGUUUGUACCUGACUGAGUUUGAUAUAAAACAACUUCACACGUCAAUUAGAACCAGAAAUGUUCUGCUUUCAGAGGAACUGGUUAAAUACGUGGGUCUGUUUUUGAAUUUUCUGAAUACCUUUAUGGUUUGACAAAAACCCCUUAAACUAAAUAAACCAGUUUGAAACCCAUCAGAUUAGCAAAAAAUUCAAGGUCACAGAGCGAAAAACUUAUCAGAAAACAUGUUUCUAAGCUUACGAAAAGACGUUUUGGAGAUGAACGUUGUACACAGAACAGCAAUGUUAUAUAACUGGGUCCCAGUUAAUUUGGUAACAAAUGAAAUAUGUAUGAUGUAGCUUUGAGUUAAUGUUCAUUAAGUGAUAAUCUAAGUGUUAACUAAUUACAUAAACAUAUGUGUUUGUGCCUUUAUUGUAAAGUGUCACCACGACUUUCUGAUGAAGACGUUGAUCCCUUAGUUUCCAUCAUGUUAGUAUGAAUAUUAAUCACCAGUAUUUGGAUAGUUGAUAAGGUAGUCACAUUUGAUUGUGAUUUUAUUUAUUUGAACUUCUUCUUUCCUCACACUUUUCAUGCAUCAGAUUACAGUUACGCACAUGAAGUGAGAGAACAGACCGUUGUGAAUGUGUUCCUGUUGAAGUGCUGUACGUACUGGGGUCUAUAUGGGAUUAUCAAAAAAGUCAAGUGUCCACAGCUCCCUCCUGUGGUUUCCAGUUGGGGAGAAGAAAGUCAUUGUUGAGUUGGGUUUUCUUUCUUUCUAUCUCUAAAAAAAGAUGGCCCUUUUUGUUAGAAAAUGCCAGAUCACAUGCAGGGAUGGACAAGCACAGGGCUGUUGUCAUCUCAGUCCCUCUCAGCUUCAGUCACACAUACGUGCAACGUUCACACCUGUGAACAGUCUGUUUUUUUUUUUUUUUUUUUGUUUUUUUUUUUGCUUCAGCAGCAGGUUAUGUAUUUGCCAGUUUGAAAACUGCGUGAGGACGCCGAGACAAAACAGAUGCCUGCACAGAAUGAAGUGAAUGGAAUGAGGCCACUUUUAUCAGUAGUUACUCAUAAUGGUGUUUUCAAGAGUGCCACAGGCGACCUCAGCGAGCAGUUCAACUCUGGUUGUCACGAUGUCUCACCUUAGAUAAAAGGGAAAAGUCAACAAUGUGUAUAUUAUUGUGUCUGUAUGGAAACCUGAAAACUGAAAAGUUCAGAUCCAAAACGUGGGUGUUUCAUGUCCGUUUGUAUGCUUUUUGUGUGUCAAUUCAGAGCGAGAGAAUAAAUUAAUUUAUAUAUUUUUUAGAAAAUGAAAGCUGUACUAUUAUUAAAAAAAUGGACUGUGGCCAAUAAAGAGUCUCACACAACUGAAAUAAUCUCAAAGUCAGACUCGAGUCGACAUCUGCACUCACUGCCUUAAAACAUUCACAGGUUCUGUUUCACAGCUCCAAUCCGAGAAAAAUCAUAAAAAGGCUUUUUCAAGGAGGGAAAGGAGAAGACAGUGUACAGUAGACCCUUGUCAGUUUGUACAAAUAUACCAAGUGAAAAAAAUAUUUAUUACCUGCAUUGGAAGAAAUUGUUUACUUAUUGAAUGUUACCUGUUUAUGUAGGAAAGUUUAGAUGUAAUAAAAUGCAUUCUGUUA
Molecule: messenger RNA, 7191 nt
Organism: Lates calcarifer (barramundi perch)
Lineage: Eukaryota; Metazoa; Chordata; Actinopteri; Centropomidae
Product: E3 SUMO-protein ligase PIAS1
Exons: 13
Coding region: 28-2163 (711 amino acids)
Biological process (GO): regulation of transcription by RNA polymerase II; protein sumoylation
Molecular function (GO): SUMO ligase activity; transcription coregulator activity; zinc ion binding
Source: RefSeq, a predicted model, not a curated record